GCCAAGCAAAGCCAAGCCAGCCGCGCCCAGGCCACCACCACCCGUUCCAUACGCCCAGCGAACCACGAGCUCGCUCCGACACUGCCCGCCGCCGCCGGUUCCCUCGAGCGCGCGCUCUGCUCCUGGCUCGCCUGCGUUGGCCGUCACGAUGGCGACGGCAUGGGUGCGGUCCCUCAGCUGCAGGUCCUACGGCGUGGCGGACGCCGUCGUCGCGCCGUCCCCGAGCAAGAAGGCGCAGCAGGCCCAGCCGCUUCUCCCCGUCUCGUGCGGCGCCGCGGCGGACGUGCGGGACUCCGUGUCGUCCGCGCGGCAGGCCUGGAAGCAGCAGAAGCCGCGCCGGGAGCGGCGGAGGGACGGGCAGGAGAGGCAGCAGGAGUUGGCGAGACCGCGGCCCAAGAAGAAGCCCAAGCAGACGGCGGCCGCCUUCAUGCCGUCGCCCGCCACCGCGCCCGCGAGCUCGGCGUUCCUGACGAUGGCGGAGCUGCCGGAGGGCCACUCGUCGCGGCAGGUGGUGGAGCUCAUCUUCUCAUCCGGCUGGGACCUGGCCACCGCCGCGGCACCGCCGGAGGUGGAGGCGAUGUUCCGGGUGCACAGCGGCGCGCGGGCGGUGGCACGGUUCGAGGAGGCCAGGGCGGCGGCACGCGCGCACGGCGCCGCGGCCCGGUGCGGCGCCGACGGCAAUGAGAUGAUGCGCUUCCAGUGCCGCCCGGCCGCGGGCGCGGGCGUGGGCGGCGUCUUCGGUGCUGGCGUCGCCACCUGCCAACUCGGCCCGUCCGGCUCCGCGGUGCGCACCUUCGCCUGCAGCGGCACCGCGCACGCCAGAGCCGCGCCGUCGCCCGGCGCGGUUCGCAGGGCCAUGCUGGUGUGCCGCGUCAUCGCCGGGCGCGUCCGGCCGGCGCUGGGCGACGACCCGCAGGCGCUCCGGCACCGCUCCUCGCACUACGACUCCGUGGACAUGGGCAACGGCGAGCUCGUCGUCCUGGACAGCCGCGCCGUGCUCCCCUGCUUCCUCAUCGUCUACAAGGUCUAGCCGCGCGCGCGUCAAAUUAACCGCCCACCGUACCUAAUUACCGUCCUCUUUUUGUCUCUUGGUUAACAUUCCGGAGCCGGCAGGCGACACUGCCACUGUGCCAGUACGUAGAAUUGACAGAGAUCAUCGACCCAAGCUCUUGUGUAAAACAGUAAAGGAUUGCUUCUUCUUUUUUUGGCUCGCUCCGAAUCUUGAAAUGGUGUAUAAAAAUGUUCUUGCUCGUCCCACUUUU
Molecule: messenger RNA, 1262 nt
Organism: Triticum dicoccoides
Lineage: Eukaryota; Viridiplantae; Streptophyta; Magnoliopsida; Poales; Poaceae
Exons: 1
Coding region: 149-1030 (293 amino acids)
Source: RefSeq, a predicted model, not a curated record